Messenger RNA from Ceratina calcarata, 1334 nucleotides. Its product is annotated as ATPase ASNA1 homolog. The record is from RefSeq and is a predicted model, not a curated record. The transcript is spliced from 6 exons. Gene Ontology annotation, biological process: tail-anchored membrane protein insertion into ER membrane. Gene Ontology annotation, molecular function: ATP binding; ATP hydrolysis activity. Lineage: Eukaryota; Metazoa; Arthropoda; Insecta; Hymenoptera; Apidae. Bases 124 to 1137 code for a protein of 337 amino acids. Gene Ontology annotation, cellular component: GET complex.
GUCUCAGUCCCAGUUGUUCGUACUCGCACCUCGCACGUACUCGUACGGAACUGGCGCGACAUUAGUAAGUAAAUGACGUGUUAAAAAUUUGCUGGACGUACGAUAUUUCGUGGCUUGUCGAAUAUGAGUUUCAGCGAGAGCGAAGCGAUCGAGUACGAACCUUCUCUUAGAAAUGUCAUCGAACAAAAAUCCUUGCUAUGGAUAUUCGUUGGUGGCAAAGGUGGAGUCGGCAAAACGACGUGCAGCUGUUCCUUGGCCGUGCAGUUGUCGAAAGUGAGAGAAAAUGUACUUAUCAUCUCUACCGAUCCCGCUCAUAAUAUAUCCGACGCGUUCGAUCAAAAGUUCAGCAAAGUUCCAACCAAGGUGAAGGGUUUCGACAACCUCUUCGCCAUGGAAAUAGAUCCGAACGUAGGGAUCACCGAAUUGCCGGAAGAAUAUUUCGAAAAUGAAGCAGUUUCAGGAGGAGAAGCAAUGAGAUUGAGUAGAAGCAUAAUGCAAGAGAUCGUCGGGGCAUUUCCAGGCAUAGACGAGGCAAUGAGUUACGCGGAAGUCAUGAAGCUGGUAAAAGGAAUGAAUUUCUCUGUGGUCGUGUUCGACACUGCACCCACUGGGCAUACCUUGAGAUUACUGUCAUUUCCACAAGUAGUAGAAAAAGGAUUGGGCAAAUUAAUGCGUUUAAAGAUGAUGAUCAGUCCUUUCCUUACCCAGGUAAGUUCAUUAUUGGGCAUGACAGACUUCAAUGUAGAUUCGUUUUGCAAUAAGAUAGAGGAAAUGCUCGUUAUCAUUCGGCAAGUUAAUGAACAGUUCAGAAAUCCAGAACAGACAACGUUUAUCUGUGUGUGCAUAGCAGAAUUUUUGUCUCUUUAUGAAACAGAGAGGCUUGUACAGGAGUUGACCAAAUGUGGUAUCGAUACCCACAAUAUUAUAGUGAAUCAAUUGUUGUUCUUGAAAGAGGGAGACGCACCCUGUAGGCUGUGUCACGCCAGGCACAAAAUACAAGACAAAUACUUAGAACAGAUAAUGGAUCUUUACGAGGAUUUUCAUAUCACGAAGUUACCUCUGUUAGAGAGAGAGGUUCGUGGAGUCCAACAAGUGAAAGAGUUUUCCGAAAAUCUUCUUAAGCCGUACAAACCUUAACGUUUCUACGAAUUCCAUAAGGAUCUAUGUAACUUGAUCGUAUAAUCAAAAGUUUUUUUUUAAUCCGAAGAAAUCUUAUACGUGAGGAAAUUUGUAUAAAGGUAACAGCUUUUGUUUAUUGUAUUUAACAGAAACAUUUUUUUUGCGCGCGUUAAAAAACAUUAAACUCUUCUAGGCCAGUUGUGCCUCUGUCAAAA